AUGGACUACACCUUCGACGGGGGCGAGGCGCCCAUGGUGGAGGUGGCCAGCGCCGGCGACAGCCCCUACGCCCUUUCCGUGACGCUGCUCGACCCGGUCACGCAGAACCUCAUCUGCCUGCAGCUGAGCGUCGAACUGGGCGGCACCAUCCGCGCCAUCCUCCACUCUUCUCUCCUCGAAAAGCAGCCGUUCUCGAGCAGCUACGUGGCGGAGCUGCUGAACAAGUCGCACUCCAUCCCGCUCACCAUCAAACACCUGCUGCAGGGCAAGUACGGGCUGGCCAAGCAGCAGCAACAGCAGCCCACCCAGUGA
Molecule: messenger RNA, 312 nt
Organism: Acanthamoeba castellanii str. Neff
Lineage: Eukaryota; Discosea; Longamoebia; Acanthamoebidae
Exons: 2
Coding region: 1-312 (103 amino acids)
Source: RefSeq, a predicted model, not a curated record